Penicillium odoratum is the source of this 918-nucleotide messenger RNA. Its product is annotated as DUF3716 domain-containing protein. The coding region runs from base 1 to 918 and encodes 305 amino acids. Lineage: Eukaryota; Fungi; Ascomycota; Eurotiomycetes; Eurotiales; Aspergillaceae. The record is from RefSeq and is a predicted model, not a curated record. The transcript has 3 exons.
AUGAGCGACGAUAUGCCAUUCCCAACACCCGACCCAGACAACAUAUCCUCUUCAUCACCCAGUACGCCAGUCCAGACAGUGAACGUGCACCCAUCACAGACAGCCCCACGACUAGUUGGGUUACCCAUUGAACUACCUCCUCCAUGGAGUGGUGAUAGGAACGAGGAUCCGCGCGAUUGGGCCAACUUUGUCAUGAACGAACCAUUCAAAUUCCCUGUUGCCGUCCAAGGAAAGAGUCUUCGGGGGAAGAUUAUUGGUCAACUUCUGAAAAUGGAGUCAUUGCGCGAGCCAGUUAUCCGGUUUGGUCGACGAAAGGAUUGGGACGCCAAGACCUUUUACACUCACGUCAAUAGUAGCCUUGCCAAUGUCGAGGCUAUUAUUAUGCAAAUCGUGGGAAAGGCAAACAGCGAUCCUGAAGCGCAAUGCUCACAUUGUCGCAAAAAUACUGGCCCUUUCGUCAUGUGUGUGCAGGUGGAGUUGGAUGGCGUUAUGGAGUGCGCGAACUGUCAUUGGGACAAGCAGAGAGACCGGUGCUCCUUUGGAACCCCUUCUGUUAAGAAGUCACGACGGAGCUCUAAGCUCAUGAUUCCUGAGAAAUUGCUGGCAAUUGAUAACGAACUUGCGUCAAUUCUCAAGGCUCGCCAGCUUCUGAACGAGAAAAUGAUCGCAUUUCGGGAUCAAUUGCUGGCCUCCCAAAAGCUACUCGAAGACGCAUAUGACGGGAACCCGCAACGUCAAAAUCCGUCAAGCGAGAAUUUUCAAGGUGAUAUGCAUAAAUUCUUCAACAUACUUAGCAGCACUUGGUUACGUAAAAUUACUGAAGGGAACACCCAGCAGCUGGCUAGCUUCUCUGACCUGAUGGAAGAGUAUAUGGUGCUGGAUAGAUGGGCCGCUUGGUCGGCUUCGCUUGAUGGCUAG